Caenorhabditis elegans is the source of this 1052-nucleotide messenger RNA. It is a transcript of the gene ilkp-1, whose product is annotated as PPM-type phosphatase domain-containing protein. NCBI's taxonomy places the organism in Eukaryota, Metazoa, Nematoda, Chromadorea, Rhabditida, Rhabditidae. Bases 6 to 974 code for a protein of 322 amino acids. The transcript has 8 exons. Gene Ontology annotation, molecular function: protein serine/threonine phosphatase activity; metal ion binding; cation binding. The record is from RefSeq and is marked reviewed.
AGAAAAUGUACUCGGAUAGCAGAAAACGGAGUUCUGAUGACUUGAUCGAUAAUUCAGAUGAAUCGAAAAAACCGAAGGAAUCGAGAAAUCUUUACUGCACUCUUGCCGCGUACGGUUGUCGAAAAGGAGAACGAGCUGACAUGCAAGACACUCACAUAAUGCUUCCAAAAUUCGAUUUAGGAACCGAAAAAUCAUUUCUGUCUCGUGCAUCAUUUUUCGCGAUUUUUGAUGGUCACGCAGGACCACGCGCCGCAGAGCAUUGUCAGAGUCAGAUGGGUAAAACGGUCAAAGAAAAACUUGCCAAAUUUUCGGAUUUCCCAACAUUGACUAAAUCACUCAAGCAGACCUUCACAGAAUCCUACAAAGCAGUGGACGACGGGUUUUUGGCAAUUGCCAAACAGAAUAAACCUAUCUGGAAGGAUGGAACCACCGCGACCACCAUGAUCAUUCUGAACAAUGUGAUCUACGUGGCAAAUAUUGGUGAUAGUCGAGCUGUUGUUGCUAGAAAGAAAGAAGAUGGAUCAUUUGCACCAGUUUGUCUUACUGUAGAUCACGAUCCAAUGUCUCAUGAUGAAAGGAUGAGAAUUCAGAAAGCUGGAGCAGUUGUGAAAGAUGGUCGAAUUAAUGGAGUAAUCGAAGUGUCUCGUUCAAUUGGAGAUUUGCCAUUCAAAUCACUUGGCAUCAUCAGUACUCCGGAUCUCAAAAAACUGACGCUCACCAAAAAUGACUUAUUUGCCAUCAUCGCCUGCGACGGUCUCUGGAAAUCAUUUUCCAAUUUGGAAGCUGUUUCGUUUGCAGUCGAGCAGUUGGAGGCUGCAAAGAAGACCGAUAUCGAACAAGAACCUAACGAGUCUCGUGAAGCUGCUGAAUUGAGAGUUGUGGCGGAAAAGUUGGCUGCAGAAGCCGUUCGCAGAAAGUGUGGUGAUAAUGUUUCAGUUAUAAUUGUGAAACUGGAACUUAUUGAUUCCGAAUGAUCUUUUAUUAUUAUUUAUGUGUUUUUUAUUUUAUUUUAUGAACUGAUUAUUUUAUAAGUACAUACACUGUUUAUUCAA